This is a messenger RNA of Zea mays, 505 nucleotides long. RefSeq lists its product as uncharacterized. NCBI's taxonomy places the organism in Eukaryota, Viridiplantae, Streptophyta, Magnoliopsida, Poales, Poaceae. The transcript has a single exon. The record is from RefSeq and is a predicted model, not a curated record. The coding region runs from base 95 to 340 and encodes 81 amino acids.
CCAGCUCGGAGCAGAUAGAGCACCUAGCUAGUUAGUCGCAACUCGCAACGCAAGAGUGUGUGACUAGUGAGAACCGACUACCGAGUGAACGAUCAUGGCGGCGUCUCUGCAAGGCCUAUACAAUGGGGGCAGCGGCUUGGGCGGGAGGGUCGUCCACGCCAGGAGCGGCGGUCGCCGGUCAGCUGCGGCGGUGAAGCGGCUGCUGUCGAGGUUGAGGCGCUCUUGGAGAAGACGCACGGCGCGGCCGAGGCGAACCGCGGUGAGGUUCGGGUAUGACCUGCAUAGCUACUACCAGAACUUCGACGACGGCACUGCCUCCCGCGCCCACCACCGCUUGUAGCUCAUUGACUCAUUGUACCGGAACCCUCACUUGUAGAAAAAUAACUGAAAGCCUAUGGUGGAGUUUAAUUUGUACGUACGGUUUUAGUUAUCAUACAUUAAUGUUAUUUCUAUUGGUGGUUUUUUAAAAAACCGUCAUUAUAAAUCAUAUUUCUAUAUUGUUCGA